AUGCACGAAUUCGGACGGCGGCCGCCUAUUUUGAAAGCCUAUCGGAUUUCACAAUUUUCAGACACUCUUCUUGGCUCGAGAUGCAUGGCACCAUUCGAUUCCGAUCGCUCACUUCCUCUCCACACAGCCAUCAUAAUGCAUAUCGAAUCUUCUAGCCGUGUCCGUGUUCUUUUCUCUCAUCCAACUUGCCCAGCAAUGAAACCAUGUUCCCAUUUUUUGGCAUCCACUUGUCGAUACAAUGAGAAUUGUCGGUUCAGUCAUGGCUAUUCAGUAGAAUUGGAAAGAAUCGAAGAUUAUCAAGAGCCGGAUUUUAUGUCGAUUGUAGAGCAAGGUCUUGUACUAGUCAAAGGUUCUUCAGAACUUUGGGAAAUAGGAAGAAUCAGUGCGAUCGAUGGACAGAACGUUGCAGUAAAGUUAUUGAAAAGUGGAAGUGAGGUAUCGUCAAAACGGAAAGACUUGGUUCCAUUGGGAGAAAUCGAAGAGGAAGUAAAGAAAGACGAAUCGUGGAAAGAGCUAAAAAAAGAGACACUUGGAAACGUAUCAGUUGGAGAGUCAGGAAAUUGGAAUGGUGGGGGAAUCGGGAUGAAACUGAUGGCUAAGAUGGGAUACAAGGUUGGCGAAGGUCUAGGAAAACGAAGUGAUGGGAUUGUGCAUGCUAUUCAAGCAAGAAUCUGUGCGAAAAAUGCUUCCCUUGACGAAGUGAUGACACGCAAACGGAGAGUUGUUGACGGAAAGGAUAAAUCGAAACGAAUUAAGAUUCUGAAAACGUCCGACGAAUCCGAAAAAGACAUUUUUGCGUUCAUCAACCGAAAAUUGGAGACAAAAUCCGAGCGAACAAUGGCAGAUGUACGGAAAGAGAAAGAGGAAAUGGCUGGAUACACUUCAAAAGCUCUCGGCUCUAAAAAACUCGAUCUGGAAUCAGAGCUGAAACAGUUGCUGGGGAAGCAAAGAAAAUUGAACGACGGAAUUCGAAGGAACAAAAAUGAUAAGAAUACAGUGCUAAAAAUGAGCAUAUCUCUUCGAGAAGUCGACAACCAAAUCGCCAGUGUAAACCGGAAAUUGAGCAGAGUGAAAAAUGAAGUCAACUCUCGAAAUUCCAAGAAGAAAGACGAGUUUUAA
This is a messenger RNA of Caenorhabditis briggsae, 1119 nucleotides long. Bases 1 to 1119 code for a protein of 372 amino acids. Gene Ontology annotation, biological process: regulation of transcription by RNA polymerase II; negative regulation of DNA-templated transcription. Lineage: Eukaryota; Metazoa; Nematoda; Chromadorea; Rhabditida; Rhabditidae. The record is from RefSeq and is a predicted model, not a curated record. The transcript has 2 exons. Gene Ontology annotation, molecular function: RNA polymerase II cis-regulatory region sequence-specific DNA binding; DNA-binding transcription factor activity, RNA polymerase II-specific; metal ion binding. Gene Ontology annotation, cellular component: nucleus.